Arachis duranensis is the source of this 883-nucleotide messenger RNA. Its product is annotated as mitochondrial fission 1 protein A. Lineage: Eukaryota; Viridiplantae; Streptophyta; Magnoliopsida; Fabales; Fabaceae. The record is from RefSeq and is a predicted model, not a curated record. The transcript is spliced from 5 exons. Gene Ontology annotation, molecular function: protein binding. Gene Ontology annotation, biological process: peroxisome fission; autophagy of mitochondrion; mitochondrial fission. Gene Ontology annotation, cellular component: peroxisomal membrane; mitochondrial outer membrane. Bases 153 to 662 code for a protein of 169 amino acids.
AAUUUGACGUAAGAAGAAAGUCUUCUCUUUUCUUUUCUUAAACCCUUUUUUAAUUAUUUUAUUAUCAGCGAAGAAAGAUUUUUUGUCGGUCAUUUCUUCAGCGAUUCGUGAAACUCAGCUCAACUCGGUGGAAACUCGGUGGUUUUUGUUGAAUGGCGAAGCUUGAAGCGAAGCUCGGAAUGAUAGUUGACUCCGUUGGUAACUUCUUCUCCGGCAAAGACCAGCUUCCCUGGUGUGACCCUGACAUCGUCGCUGGGUGUGAGAGGGAGGUUGCUGAGGCUGGGAAGCAAUCCGAUGAGUUCUUGCAGGAGUGUCUCUUGCGAUUAUCGUGGGCUCUUGUUCACUCCAAACGAUCGCAGGAUGUACAACGUGGGAUAGCAAUGCUUGAAGGAUCAUUGCCUAAUACAUCUGAUCCACUACAGCAAAGGGAGAAGCUGUAUCUUCUGGCUGUUGGAUAUUAUCGAAGUGGUGACUAUUCAAGGAGUAGGGAUCUCGUGGAGAGGUGCCUAAUGAUUGCACCAGAUUGGAGGCAGGCAGUGACACUCAAGAAGGCAAUUGAGGAUCGGAUUACAAAAGAUGGUGUUAUUGGCCUAGGCAUUGCUGCAACUGCUGUAGGAUUGAUAGCAGGUGGGAUUGCAGCAGCAGUGUCUCGCAAGAAGUGAUAGAACCCUUGAUAUUUUGCUAAAUAUGCAGAGGCAGCAAACUUUAUAUAUGUGAAUUUGCUGGAUGCUACUUUUUCCCCUAAGAACCAUUGUGUCAAAAAUAUACGUUGUUUAGACCCUACAUUGAGAGAUAUUGCGUGUGAAUGAAUCUGUAGUUUCUAUAUGAUGUUAUCUCUUUGUAAAUCAUAUUCCUUUUGAUUGAAAAAAGAAAGGGUUGCAUA